Molecule: messenger RNA, 1309 nt
Organism: Zea mays
Lineage: Eukaryota; Viridiplantae; Streptophyta; Magnoliopsida; Poales; Poaceae
Product: DNA-binding protein
Cellular component (GO): nucleus
Molecular function (GO): DNA-binding transcription factor activity; minor groove of adenine-thymine-rich DNA binding
Source: RefSeq, marked provisional
CUCAAAGCUCAGACCAACCAGCUCUUCUCCUCCUUGAUCUCUCCAAUCAAGCUCUCUCUCUCUCUCUCUCUCUCUCAACACAUACCAAACUUCCACUCCUCCUAGAUAGCUAGCUACUAGCUAGACAGAAAUCCCCCAUGUAAUUGGAGAGAGAACUUAUGUGUUCUAUGAUAGAUUAGAUAUGAUGCUUCUCUAGCUCAUCAGAUCAAAUUAGUACUCGACCGAUACCAAGUUAAUUAAGAAGAAGUUCUCUCAGCAAAGAGGCGUCAAGCUGGCGAACCGGUGGUGGAGCGUGCCCGGUCACUUGGGCCUGCCGGAGCAGCCGUCCGGCGGCCCCAACCCCAAGACGGAGCCCCCGGCCAUGAAGGACCCGGAGCCCAGCAGCCCGGCAGUCGGCGCGCCGGGCGACCACGGAGCCGAUGAGACCAACGAGUCCGGUGGCGCCGUGGUGGCGGCGCCCAGCCGGCGGCCCCGCGGGCGCCCGCCGGGGUCCAAGAACAAGCCCAAGCCGCCCAUCUUCGUCACGCGCGACAGCCCCAACGCGCUGCGCAGCCACGUCAUGGAGGUGGCGGGCGGCGCCGAUGUGGCGGACGCCAUCGCGCAGUUCUCGCGCCGCCGCCAGCGCGGUGUCUGCGUGCUCAGCGGCGCCGGGACCGUCGCCAACGUGGCGCUGCGGCAACCGUCCGCGCCCACGGCCGUGGUCGCGCUCCGCGGCCGCUUCGAGAUCCUCUCGCUUACCGGCACCUUCCUGCCCGGCCCCGCGCCGCCGGGGUCCACGGGGCUCACCGUGUACCUGGCCGGGGGCCAGGGGCAGGUGGUUGGCGGCAGCGUUGUAGGCACCCUCAUCGCCGCCGGCCCGGUCAUGGUGAUCGCGUCCACGUUCGCCAACGCAACCUACGAGCGCCUUCCGCUCGAAGAGGAGGAUGAAGGGCCAGCUCCACCGAUGGCGUCCGGCGGCGGCGCCGAUCCGCUCAUGGGUGGAGGCCUCGGCAUCGCCGACCCGUCAGCGCUGCCCAUGUUCAACUUGCCGCCGAGCAACGGGCAGCUUGGAGGCGGCGACGGCUUCCCGUCAUGGGCGCACCCGCGGCCACCGUACUGAUGAUCCUGAUGCGCCCAAGGUCGAGCACAGUUGCUAGAAUGCAAUGGCGAAUGCUGUGCGUGCACUGCAUGGUCGUUACUGUUCCAUUGGAGACGACGACGGCCGGAUCGGAGUGGCGCGCCAUUAGUAGGUUAGUACAUAUGAUGAAGUGUGGCCGUCGUCCCUAGUGCUACUUUGUUGCCGUGCAAUAAUCAGAUGUCGUUGGUCUCA